CUACGACUUUGCGGGCAAGUUCGGCUGGCACGACGCCAACUUCAUCAUCCACCCGGAGAACUUCUUCGUAGGUCGCCCGUCUCGUCCCAAGAGAAAGAGGAGGGGUGUAUUUUCACGGUGGAACGCUGUCGAACUGACCUUUGGUUGAACCAACCUCUCAGAUGGCCGCCAAGAUAACCCGCGACGGGCUGUACCGCAUCACGUACGGCGAGACGCCGGGCCUCUCGCGGGACGAGUACGUGGCGCGGCAGCCGUGGAAGUUCGAGACCAUGCUGCCGGGCCACCCGAAGCCGGACGAGUACAAGGUGAUCAACCUGUCGCCGUACCGGAUGCACCAGCGGUGCGCGCCCAAGUUCCGCGUCGGCCGGAUCCUGCUGGCCGCCGACGCCGCGCACCUGUGCAACCCCUGGGGCGGCCUGGGCAUCACGGGCGGCUUCGUCGACGUCGGCGGCCUGUACGAGUGCCUGGCCGGCAUCUGGGACGGCAAGGCGGACGAGUCGAUCCUGGACAUCUACUCGGAGAAGCGGAUCGAGAAGUGGAAGACCAUCAUCAACCCCAUCUCGUCCGAGAACUUCCGCCGCGUGUCCGACAAGGACCCGGCCACCCGGUUCGAGAGGGACGAGUUCAUGCAGCAGGUGAAGAGGGGCGAGACCGACCGCGCGUACCUGAAGGAGCUGCUGCUGGCGCCGAUGGAGGUGCGCUAUGACUUUGCGCAGCACUACAAGAAGACGGAAUGAGGUGGGCGGGAUCGGCAUCGGGCAGGAUUUGUACCCUUUUCUGUCGUUCUGGGGGCGAGAGCGGAAUUGUCGCGUGAAAGCGGGAAUGGCCUACUUCGAAUCGAGGCGACGGUAUGCGCAACAUUCCGUGUUGAAUCUGGUCCUCGUCGCCUCCGAUCCCCCACAUCGUCUGCGAUUGCCUUCCAAUUUUCGCACUCCAGGAACCGUAGCCUAGAACCACCAUACCCCACAAG
Messenger RNA from Thermothielavioides terrestris NRRL 8126, 970 nucleotides. RefSeq lists its product as uncharacterized. Gene Ontology annotation, cellular component: mitochondrion. The record is from RefSeq and is a predicted model, not a curated record. Gene Ontology annotation, biological process: ubiquinone biosynthetic process. The transcript has a single exon. Gene Ontology annotation, molecular function: oxidoreductase activity; FAD binding. Bases 162 to 737 code for a protein of 191 amino acids. NCBI's taxonomy places the organism in Eukaryota, Fungi, Ascomycota, Sordariomycetes, Sordariales, Chaetomiaceae.